Messenger RNA from Thlaspi arvense, 1446 nucleotides. NCBI's taxonomy places the organism in Eukaryota, Viridiplantae, Streptophyta, Magnoliopsida, Brassicales, Brassicaceae. The record is from the annotation of a GenBank genome assembly.
GUUAACCCUAAUUUCUCCAACAACUCUCCUCGUAUUUAAACAAACGCCUCUCUACAGCAUUCCCGAACCAACAACAAUCCUCUUGAGUUUUCGAUUCCUCUCGUCUUCGACCUUCUCCUCGUCUUAAGAACAGAGUUUCGUCACAGGAUCCGACUUUUCGAAGCUUCUUUUAUGUCUGACAAGAUUUCUCCGUUUUGCUUUCGAUCUGGUUGCUUGGCAAGUACUGUGCUACAUCCAGAAUUAAGGACUACAAGUUCCUCCAUAACCAUAGGCUCACGCAUCUUCAAGCCGGAGACUCCUUUGAAGACUGUCGCUCAGCUUCCCGAAACUCACAAGAUGGCGAUGCAGAACAUUGGUGCGUCGAACCGUGACGAUGCCUUUUACAGGUACAAGAUGCCAAAGAUGCUUACCAAGACUGAAGGCAAAGGUAAUGGCAUCAAGACCAACAUUGUGAACAAUGUUGAUAUUGCGAAAGCCUUGGGCAGGCCUGCUUCUUACACGACCAAGUACUUUGGUUGCGAGCUCGGUGCUCAGUCCAAGUUCGACGAGAAGACUGGGACGUCGCUUGUGAAUGGAGCACACAGCACGGCAAAGCUCGCGGCGCUUCUGGAGUCUUUUAUCAAGAGGUAUGUGCAGUGCUAUGGAUGUGGCAACCCUGAGACUGAUAUCAUUAUCACCAAAGCGCAGUUGAUCAACCUUAAGUGUGCUGCUUGCGGGUUUAUCUCUGCGGUUGACAUGAGGGACAAGUUGACGACUUUCAUUCUGAAGAACCCACCAGAGUCGAAGAAGGGCUCAAAGGACAAGAAGGCUAUGAGGAGGGCUGAGAAGGAGAGGCUCAAAGAAGGGGAAGCAGCCGAUGAGGAGCAGAGAAAGCUGAAGAAGGAAGCUAAGAAGAAAGCUUCUUCUAACGGGAAGGAAGAAGAGAAGAAGGCGGCGCACAAAAGCAAAACGAAUGGCGAUGUGAAAGCUGAGAAACCCAAGGAAGAGAAGAAGCUCGUGCAGGAGAUGAAAGAGUAUCUGAAGAAAGGUUCACCGAUAAGCGAGCUCAAAACUUUCAUCUCUUCCCUCUCUGCGCAUCCUCCUCAAGACGUCAUGGACGCACUCUUCAAUGCGCUCUUUGAUGGUGUGGGCAAAGGAUUUGCAAAAGAAGUGACGAAGAAGAAGAAUUACUUGGUGGCUGCAACGCAAGAGGAUGGAUCACAGAUGCUUCUGCUCAGUUCAAUCGAAUCAUUCUGCGGGAAGAAUGGAAACGGAGAAGCGGCUAAAGAGGUGGCUCUGGUUCUGAAAGCAUUGUACGAUGAAGACAUCAUUGAGGAAGACUUUGUUUUGGAGUGGUACCAAAAGGGUCUAACCGGAGUCGACAAAAGCUCGCCGGUUUGGAAGAAUGUGAAGCCUUUUGUCGAGUGGCUCCAGAGCGCUGAGUCCGAGUCCGAAGAGGAGGAUUGA